ACUGCUACUUCUCGUGAUACUUCCUUCAUAUUUACAAGCGCAAUUGGCUUAAAGUAAGCUUAUUUUCAUCAACUUCACAUCAUUAUGAUGCGUUACUGGGGUGAGAUCCCUGGACCUUCAGGUGUUCCCCCCAGUCGCAGCUCCUUCGACUUGCUCCAGCGUGAGUUUCGCUCUGUGGAGAUGCAGGACCCUCCCCUGCACCAGCCCUCUGCCCAGCGUCCACGACCCACCACAAUGCUGGACAUCCCAUCAGAGCCAUGCAGUCUCACCAUCCACACGGUGCAGCUGUGUCAGCAUGCCCGUCGCCUCCGGGCUCUUCUGGCAGCGGCCCAGGCUCAGGGUCAGAGCUCUGUGUCUUCUGAGGGCAGCGGCCGGAUAGAGGAGGCUGACGCCAGCCUGCCCCUACGUCCUCCCACCCCACCUGUUAUGCCAGAUGAUCUGCUGCCCAUUGACAGCAAAGCCCCCAGCCAGCCCUUUCAGCUCCGCCAUAGUGACCCAGAGGGAGAUUUCUAUAAGGGUAAAGGUGAACCAGUCACAGAGCUGAGUUGGCCCUCUUGCAGGCAGCUUCUCUAUCAGUCAGUAGCAACAGUGCUGGCCCAUGCUGGAUUUGAAUCCGCUCAGGAGAGUGUCCUGGAGACCCUGACUGACCUGGUCCAUGAGCACUACCUGCGUCUCACCCGCCUGCUGCGAAUGGCAGUGGACCGCGAGGCUCGGCUGGGAGCCAGUCCCUUCCCAGAUGUGGUGGAGCAAGUGUUCCAUGAGGUUGGCAUCGGCAGCGUGCUGGCCCUGCAGCGCUUCUGGCAAGUGAGGAUCAAAGACUAUCACAGCUACAUGCUGGAGGUCAGUAAGGAUCUGUCAGGGGAAUACGAGCGGCUUAUGAAUCCAGAAAAAGCUCUGGAGGACUCCAAGCCUCCAAGGAUCAAAGAGGAGCCUAUGAGUCACAUCCCCUUCCCUGUUAGUGAGGAGCCCGAAGCUGACCUUGCUUCUGGGGACCAGGCUUUGCCCAUGGGGGUCCUCGGGGCGCAUGCUGAGAGACUAACUUCAGGCCUGGAAGGUGACCAUUCCCCUCACACAUCAGGUGGAGGCGGAGCCAACAACUCCCCUCUGUGGCCCCAGGUGAAAAUGGAGCCGCAGGACGGCGAGGAAGGCCAGGGUGCCGGGCAUCACCAUCACCACCACCAUGGGGUCCUGGGUGGAGACGUGUUCGAGGAGGGGGGACCUAUGUCCACAAUGAGCGAGACAGGAGGAGCCAUGGCACCCUCACCUGGAGGAGCAGCAUCCGACGGCAGUUAUGCUUCACACUCGCCCGACUCUCUGAUGGGAGCCUCGCCCGUUUUUAACCAGAGACCCAGGAAACGGAUGAAGAAGAUGUGAAGACAAGCGAGAAUCUCUGAGACUGACUCUGAACUGACGAUGAAGAGGGCGUUUUGUAGUUUUUUUCUGUUUGUUUCUAUUAAUAUGAUUUGAAAAAGCUUUGUACUAAAUAUAUUAAGUUUAUAAUCAAAUAAACAUGUUUUGAAGCAAAGCUGGUGUUAAUUUACCCAAUAAAUGUUCAAGAAACUACAAGAAGUUUUUUAGUUAAACUAAUAAAUUGAACUGAGCUCCAAAACCAAAUAA
Messenger RNA from Melanotaenia boesemani (Boeseman's rainbowfish), 1617 nucleotides. RefSeq names its product SPT7 like, STAGA complex subunit gamma (gene supt7l). NCBI's taxonomy places the organism in Eukaryota, Metazoa, Chordata, Actinopteri, Atheriniformes, Melanotaeniidae. The record is from RefSeq and is a predicted model, not a curated record. Bases 85 to 1374 code for a protein of 429 amino acids. Gene Ontology annotation, molecular function: protein heterodimerization activity; transcription coactivator activity. The transcript has 5 exons. Gene Ontology annotation, cellular component: SAGA complex.